GCCCGUGGCCUUCUGGGGGUUGUAGUUCUCUUCAGGAGAGCGCUACUGAGAGCGGACUACAUUUCCCAGAAAGCCUUGCGCCGCCCGCCGGAAGGAGUGUGUUCCCACGCGGUUCUGAGUGUGAGCCUGGUGUGGUGGUCAGCGAGCGCGAUGCCUAAGGCCAAGGGCAAGACCAGGAGGCAGAAGUUCGGUUACAACGUCAACCGAAAACGUCUGAACCGGAAUGCUCGUCGGAAAGCGGCGCCACGGAUCGAGUGCUCCCACAUCCGACAUGCCUGGGACCAUACCAAGUCGGUGCGGCAGAACCUGGCCGAGAUGGGCUUGGCCAUGGACCCCAACAAGGCGGUGCCCUUCCGCAAGAGACAGAUGAAGGCCAUGGAGGUGGAUGGCGAGACAAGGCCCCAGGAGCUUGUGCGGAAGCCGUACGUGCUGAACGAGCUGGAGGCAGAAGCCAGCCUCCCAGAGAAAAAGGGAAAUACGCUCUCUCGGGACCUCAUAGACUAUGUGCGCUACAUGGUGGAGAACCAUGGGGAGGACUACAAGGCCAUGGCCCGGGAUGAGAAGAAUUACUAUCAGGACACCCCAAAGCAGAUUCGGAACAAGAUCAACGUCUAUAAACGUUUUUACCCAGAGGAGUGGCAAGCCUUCACUGAUUCCUUGCCGAAGAAGAUGGACACUGAGUGACUGCCUUACACCUGCCCCUGGGCCGAGGUCUCCUGCUGGCCCAGUGAUGCAGGAGCCAGAGUGCAAGACCAUCGGGGAGCGGUGUGCAGGUU
Ochotona princeps (American pika) is the source of this 776-nucleotide messenger RNA. RefSeq names its product NOP16 nucleolar protein (gene NOP16). Bases 151 to 684 code for a protein of 177 amino acids. The transcript is spliced from 5 exons. Gene Ontology annotation, biological process: ribosomal large subunit biogenesis. Gene Ontology annotation, cellular component: nucleolus. Lineage: Eukaryota; Metazoa; Chordata; Mammalia; Lagomorpha; Ochotonidae. The record is from RefSeq and is a predicted model, not a curated record.